Messenger RNA from Hippoglossus stenolepis (Pacific halibut), 2915 nucleotides. It is a transcript of the gene poli, whose product is annotated as polymerase (DNA directed) iota. Gene Ontology annotation, biological process: translesion synthesis. NCBI's taxonomy places the organism in Eukaryota, Metazoa, Chordata, Actinopteri, Pleuronectiformes, Pleuronectidae. The transcript has 10 exons. The coding region runs from base 140 to 2332 and encodes 730 amino acids. The record is from RefSeq and is a predicted model, not a curated record. Gene Ontology annotation, molecular function: damaged DNA binding; DNA-directed DNA polymerase activity.
GGUACAUAACUGAACUAUGACCUGCAGAGAAACAGUAGUUUCACUUUGUGGUACAGGUUUCCAAUUGUAAACAAAACAACAACAGCGUUUUCUGCGAUAGUAAAAAACGACUUAACUCGUCAUAUGUCCGGUGUUUGACAUGGGGAACAGUGAGGGUGAGCUGGAGGAGGAUGACACCGAGUGGAGGAGCAGCUUCCUGGACUCAGCUCCUGCUCCUGCUGCUCCUGGUGUUCCUGCUGCUGCUGCUGCUCCGGGUCCAAGCCUGAAUAAGCCAUCAGCAGCGACCUCUGCACACAGAGUCAUUCUGCAUUUUGACCUGGACUGCUUCUACGCUCAGGUGGAAAUGAUCAGAAACCCAGCACUGAGAGAAGUCCCUUUAGGUAUCCAGCAGAAAUACAUCAUAGUCACCUGCAACUAUGUGGCAAGAGACCUGGGUCUCACCAAACUGAUGUCUGUGGUUGAUGCGAAGGAGAAAUGUCCUCAGCUGGUGCUGGUUAAAGGAGAAGACUUGACACACUACAGAGAAAUGUCCUAUAAGGUGACAGAGCUCCUGUCGUCCUACUGUCCACUUGUCGAGAGGCUUGGAUUUGAUGAAAACUUCAUGGACGUCACAGAGAUGGUAGAAAGACGGCUAAUGCAGACGCCAGACCUGAACAACUUUUCAUUUACAGGACACGUCUACAACCAUGUCAGUGCAAAUGUUAAAGCCAGUGACCACCCGAGGAUGGCUUUAGGUUCACACAUUGCAGCAGAGCUGAGAGAAGCCAUCCACAGCAAACUGGGUCUGACUGGCUGUGCUGGCAUUGCCACAAACAAGCUCCUGGCCAAACUGGUGUCUGGCGCCUUCAAACCCAAUCAGCAGACAACGCUGCUGCCGGAAAACCUCUGCGACAUCAUAGGCUCCCUGAGCAGUCUCCGCAAAGUACCAGGGAUAGGUCACCAAACUGCCAAAAGACUUCAAGCCCUGGGAUUGGUCAGCAUCCAAGACCUACAGAGCUUCCCAUUGAAAGACUUGGUGAGCGAGUUUGGAGGUCCCAGUGCUCAGCGCUUGAAGAAUCUGGUCAUUGCCGUAGAUGACUCCCCUGUCACCCCUACUGGGCCCCCUCAGUCUCUCAGUGAUGAAGACUCGUUCAAAAAAAUGUCAUCAACUAAAGAUGUUUUGCAUAAGAUUCAACAGCUCCUGAGCAGUCUGGUGGAAAGGAUGAACAAAGACGGAAGGCAGCCUCAAACCUUCCGGCUCACCAUCCGCAAAUACUCGCCAACCAACAAGUGGUUCAGCCGCGAGAGCCGACAGUGUCCGAUCCCCAACCACAUCGGCCAGAAGAUCCCCUCUGGCAGCAGAGAUGAUGCUGUGCUCCAGCUGGUCCCAUUGGCCAUGAAGCUCUUCCACAAGAUGGUGGACAGCAACGCCGCCUUCCACCUCACCCUCAUCAACGUGUGCUUCAGUAACCUGCAGACCAGGGGAGCAGCCGUCAGCGGAAAGGGUUCCAUAACAUCUUUCUUCUCACAUGGCACUUCUCCGAGAAAAACACAGACCAGCUCGUCACAAAGUCAGCAGAAUGAUUCCUCUCAGGCAGCGGACAGUCACUGCAUGGAUCAUCAGUUCAGCAUGCACAACAUGGUUAUACAACCCACCUCACCAAUGGCGGUAACCACAGAAAGCCCUUCCAGCUACGAGGCAGCAUUACAUGGAUCCAAAUGGAAACAAAGCUCUGUUGUUGCUGUUAAAGACCCUCCACUUCAGACAGGAUGCAGCACAGCAAGGUCAGACUCUGACGAAACAAGCAACACCGGGACUCAUCGAUUGCCCCCGAAUGUUGACCCAGAAGUGUUCGAGCUUCUCCCUGAGGAUAUCCAGGUGGAACUGUUGUCUCCUGCCUACGUAAACUCUUUUCCCAGCACUUCUGCGAGCUCCUCAGCACCAGCCACAGUCCCUGAUGUCCCCCACAUCCAAAAAUCCCCAUCACCAGAACCUUCACGGCCCUUUACAGAAAAUAUUGAAGGGACCGUAAACGAAUUGGAUCCUUCUUGCAGAGCGACCACAGUGAAUCAUCAGAGGCCUCUGGCCACAAGUGCAUUUCUAGUAAAGGAAGAAGGGAGACCGUCAUUCCUUGGGUCUUCUGACUGCAAAUUCCCGGUAAAUGUGGACCCUGAGGUUUUUUCCGAGCUUCCGCCGGAUGUUCAACGGGAGCUGAUGUCUGAAUGGAAGCAGCAGAAGCCGGUGCUGAAGACCCCAUCAUCCAGGAAACCAGGGAGAAUGACCAAAGACAGAAAGGCUGCAGGGAAAGGAGGUCAGGCAAACAGUCUGUUAAAGUAUUUCAAACCCACUUAGAGAACAGAACACCUGACAAGUUACCGCUGCUAAAGAUCGUUUAUGACAAUGUUGAUAAUCAAAAAUGUUAUUUUUCUAUUUUAAUUUAAGAUUUAUUUUCUUGUUCCUUGUUCUGAAGAUAUAGGGUGAAGGGUUAGGGGAAAAAAUAAAAAAAUAAAAGAAACUUUGUCUAAUUUGGUGAGGCUUUUUGUUUUUUGGUGACACGACCACAGGUCUCAUGAAAAAGUACAUGAUGUGUACAGUAAACUAAUAGAACAUUGGUUUAAAAGUAAAAGAAAAUAAGACACAGUAGAAGUGGGGAGGAAGAGUGGUUUCACACCACAUCAGCAUUACUGACACAAUUAAUUGAGGAAUUACUGAAUGGAAUGUAACAGCCUCAUAAACGACUCUUAACUGAGGCUCCACUUACAAGCAGCAGCUUUCAGCAGCGUCUCAACAGUAGUUGAAUGUUCUACAAAGAGCCAGUAAGUGGACUUUGAGUUGAAAACAACUGUUGCCAAAGUCGAGAAUUAUUGUUUUUGCUCCAACGAUGACUUCGAUUAACACGUUUGAUAAUCCCAACAAUAAAAACUAAAAAGCUUGA